Messenger RNA from Paramuricea clavata, 489 nucleotides. The record is from the annotation of a GenBank genome assembly. Lineage: Eukaryota; Metazoa; Cnidaria; Anthozoa; Malacalcyonacea; Plexauridae.
AUGGACAACGGAAAACUCAUUGGAUGUGUAUAUUUGGACCUGUCCAAGGCGUUCGACACUAUCGCUCAUUGUAUUCUCUUGGACAAGUUACCUGCGUAUGGUGUUGUAGGCCCUGAACUUGCUUGGUUUACAGAUUACCUAUUCAAUAGAACUCAGUUGGUUGAAAUGCAAAACAAUUGCUCCAGGCCAAGCACUAUUACCACUGGAGUGCCGCAAGGAUCCAUCUUGGGUCCUUUAAUGUUUAUAGUGUUUUUCAAUGACCUCAAAGAAUCAGUCAAGAAUUCUGAAAUCAUUAAGUAUGCGGAUGAUACGGUAAUUCUAUAUGCUGAUAAAGAUGCGCAAAAUAUUGAGGAUGCUUUAAACAAAGAUAUGAAUCUGAUUAGAGAUUAUUGUUAUCAUAACGAACUCCUCUUGAACCAGAAGAAGGACAAAACGGAAGUAAUGCUUUUUGGAACGUCGCAAAGGCUUAGAAAAAGUAGAAAAACCUAA